AUGAGUGACAGGUUGAUUGGUUCCAAGGGCAAGGAAACCCCCAUUAGAGAGUUUAAUGCUCUCCAGGAUUUGAUAAACGGAGUGGCAAUCCGUGAGAAUGUCUCAAAAGUUAAAACUUUAUCCGUUCCUCAUUCGGUUUCGAAGUUCAAACGGAGGUUUCCCAGUCCAGGAAGAUCAAUAUCUUAA
Sclerotinia sclerotiorum 1980 UF-70 is the source of this 186-nucleotide messenger RNA. RefSeq lists its product with no specific name. NCBI's taxonomy places the organism in Eukaryota, Fungi, Ascomycota, Leotiomycetes, Helotiales, Sclerotiniaceae. The coding region runs from base 1 to 186 and encodes 61 amino acids. The record is from RefSeq and is a predicted model, not a curated record. The transcript has a single exon.